CGCCCCUCCCGGUGCCGCCCCGGAGCGGAAGAAGGCGGCGAUCGGAGCCCCGACACCGGGGGGUGUCGUUCGUCCCCGUCCCCGCCCCGCACGCCUGGGUCCCACCCCCCUCCGCACACCGAGGGUCCCUCGGACGCCUGGACACACACCGCCCCCCACCCCCCCCCGCACACCGGGCUCCCCCCGCACGGUGCGGGCCCGAGGGGGUUAAAGCGGCGGCGUGACGCGGCCCCGCCGGCCCCGCCCCACGGGCGGCCCCGCAGGAGCUGUCAGCGGCACCGGCCCCGCCCCGGCCAUGGCAGGGCUGCUGCAGGCCUUGGUGGGCGCCUCGGAGAAGGCGGCGCACAUCGCCCGGCUGUGCCGGCGCGAGGAGCCCCUCUUCCAGCUGCUGGUGGCCGAGAAGACGGGGGCCGACAGGAACAGGAGGUUCCUGCAGGACUUCAAGACGCUGGCGGACGUCCUCAUCCAGGAGGUCAUCAAGCACGACCUGGGGAAGGAGUUCCCCGAGCUGCAGGGCCACAUCCACGGCGAGGAGUCCAACGAGUUCAGGAACGGGCAGGCAGGAGAGACGGUGACGGUGCGGGUCUGCGCCACGCCGGGGGACACCGCCGCCCUGCUGCUCUCCGUGCUGGAGCCCGAGCGGGCGGCCGCCGAGCUGCUGGCGGCCGCCGUGCACCGGGACGUGACGCUGGAGGACGCCGAGCUGGCCAGCGUGGCCCUCAGCGUGCCCCCCCAGGACCUGGCCAUCUGGAUAGACCCCAUCGACUCCACCAACGAGUACAUUGCGGGGCGCGAGGACGUGGCCCCCGUCGAUGGCAUCGCCCCGGCGGGGCUGUGCUCGGCGCUGGUGCUCAUCGGGGCCUACGACCGGCGCACGGGCUGCCCCGUGCUGGGCGUCAUCAACGAGCCCUUCUUCCGACGGGACCCCCUGACCCACAGGUGGCAGGGACGGUACCACUGGGGCGUCGCGUACGGAGAGACGCGGCUGUCCUCGCUCAGCCCCCCGCCGCCGUGCCCCGCGCCCUGCCUGGUGCUGAGCCGGGCGGAGGGGGCCGCGGUGCGGGAGGCCCUGGGCCCCCUCUGCAGUCACCGCCUGCGCUUCGCCGCCGGCGCCGGCUACAAGAUGCUCUGUGUCAUCCUGGGGCUGGCGGACGCCUACGUCCUCUCCCAGGGCAGCACCUUCGCCUGGGACGCCUGUGCCCCCCACGCCAUCCUGCGGGCCCUGGGCGGGGGCGCGGUGGCCUUGGCGGGGGCUCUGCGGGCGCGGCGGGAGGGUGACACCAGGGACCCCCCCGAGCUGGUCUACAACUGCCCGGUGGAGGGGGCGGCGGGGGCCGAGCGCUGGGCGAACCGGGGUGGCCUGGUGGCCUACGCGCACCCCCAGCACCUGGAGGCCGUGCUGGCCGCGCUGGCCACCGUGCCAGGGCUCUGAGCCCACGCUGGCUGGGACCCCGGGGUGCAGGGUAGGGGGUGGCUGGGGACAGGGUGGCCAGGACCUCAGGGUACAGGUUAUAGGGUGUUGGGGACCCCGGGGUGCAGGGUGUGGGGUGGCUGGGACCCCAAAGUGACAGUUAUAGGGUG
Molecule: messenger RNA, 1581 nt
Organism: Chroicocephalus ridibundus (black-headed gull)
Lineage: Eukaryota; Metazoa; Chordata; Aves; Charadriiformes; Laridae
Gene: INPP1
Product: inositol polyphosphate-1-phosphatase
Exons: 6
Coding region: 296-1432 (378 amino acids)
Biological process (GO): phosphatidylinositol phosphate biosynthetic process
Molecular function (GO): inositol-1,4-bisphosphate 1-phosphatase activity
Source: RefSeq, a predicted model, not a curated record